Messenger RNA from Mya arenaria, 1801 nucleotides. RefSeq names its product neuropeptide CCHamide-1 receptor-like. Bases 168 to 1382 code for a protein of 404 amino acids. Gene Ontology annotation, cellular component: membrane. Lineage: Eukaryota; Metazoa; Mollusca; Bivalvia; Myida; Myidae. The transcript has 2 exons. Gene Ontology annotation, biological process: G protein-coupled receptor signaling pathway. The record is from RefSeq and is a predicted model, not a curated record. Gene Ontology annotation, molecular function: G protein-coupled peptide receptor activity.
CUUGGUUGGAGGCAGUCUACCACUAGUUUGUUCUUGGAAUGAUAUAUUUGUAUGGGAUAUAGUGAAAGAGGUACUUUUACCUUGCUAUUGGAGUUAAUCGUGUUCUUUGCGAAAUAUGUCAGAGGGCCGGGUAAGUCCAAGUUAAUAAAGUCGGACAAUCAAACACGAUGUCUUCAACAACAGUAUCUCUAGUCAACGGGACUGUUUUGUCUGGACCAAUAAAUACGACAGGAGACGGUGUGAAUAGUACGCCCACUGCUGCUGUUUACGAGGAACCACACGAGAACUUGGAAGCCAUUCUGGUGCCUAUUCUCUUCGCUAUAAUAUUCCUUAUUGGUUUCGUUGGAAACGUCACCCUCAUCUUUACUGUUUUGAAAAACAAAUCUUUGCGGAAUACUCCUAACAUCUUUGUCGUCAGUUUAUCCGUUGGCGAUUUACUGUUAUUAUUGUGUUCCGUGCCGUUUUCGUCCACGCUUUUCACGUGUUUCUCUUGGCCUUUCGGGAUAUUUCUGAGUAAAUUUAACGAAUACAUGCAAACGCUUUCUCUUGGUGUCUCGGUAUUUACACUAACCGCACUAAGUGGUGACCGUUAUAUUGCCAUUGUUCACCCCAUGAGCAAACACACGGGGAAACCUACGCUUAUAACAGUGGUAACUGUGGUUGGAAUUUGGAUUCUUUCCGCCGCUCUCGCAAUACCGGAGGCAGUUACAUCAAACGUACUAUAUUUUGAAGGAGGAGCCCCCAUUGAUAAUGGAAACACCACAAUCGUACCGGUGACACUCGCGAUAUGUAAAAUAUAUCCGGAAAACAACUUACCGGUGUGGUACAGCAAGGCACACUCCAUGUACAGAUUUAUAGUGUUCUUUGUUAUACCUCACAUCGUCAUCGCAAUGUUCUACGUCAUGAUGGCUAGAAUCUUGGUAAUCAGCAGUAAGGCAUUGCCCUGUGAGUCCGUGAAAGGAUCAGCGAUGAAUCAACAGCAGAACAGGCAAAUUCAAGCGCGUUUGAAGGUGGCAAAAGUUGUUCUUUCAUUCGUCGUCAUAUUUGUUGUAUGCUGGCUACCACGUCACAUCUCGAUCCUAGCAGGCCACUUCGCCGAUCCGGAGUACAAUAUGUUUUGGCAUGUUCUAAAAAUAACAUCGUUUUGCUUGACUUAUAUAUACUCAUGCGUGAAUCCAUACGCGCUUUACUUCCUAAGCAGUCAAUUUAGGAAAUAUUACAACCGCUACCUGUUCUGUUGCUGCCCUAAGGGUUCUUAUAUAGGUUUAGCGGGCGGGGAACAUUUGGCUAUGAACAAUUUUAACAGCACUAUGCGCCGAGGAAGCACAACUUGUACGGGCGAGGUGCAUUCGCAGUUUAUUUGCCAAGAUUGUCAGAGGUGACAUAUAAGUAUAAAUUAACAGCAAAAACACAAACUAGUAGGCAUGAAAGUUUGCACUCUUCCAUUUUUCUGAUUGAACAUGGGUGUAAAAACGAUAUAAAUUAUUUUCUUGACGCAUCAUCUAAUGAUUUAAACACAACUUUGUACAAAAACCUUAUGCUGAAGCAAUACUGUAUAUAGCUUAUAUAUAAUAUUUAUGCGAAAAGCUACAAAAACAAGCUCAGUAGCAAAGAGUUUAAUCAUAAACCCUGUUUAAUUGCACUUGGUAAACGCCAAAGACAUAAAAUCACAAACAAGAAACAAGGAAGAACACCACAAAACUCCACAAACAGCACAGUGCAUACAAACUAUAUAUAAAAACUAGGUAUGUUUAUCAAGGUGUGUUAGGUUCCGCCUUGGAACCUCAAGUAUUUAAGCGAA